This is a messenger RNA of Cutaneotrichosporon oleaginosum, 1281 nucleotides long. RefSeq lists its product as uncharacterized. The record is from RefSeq and is a predicted model, not a curated record. NCBI's taxonomy places the organism in Eukaryota, Fungi, Basidiomycota, Tremellomycetes, Trichosporonales, Trichosporonaceae.
CCUGGUCGCGCUGGUCGACUGAUCCAUCUCGACGUCGUCACUCAGCCAAACGCUCGCCAUGUCCGCCCCGCGCCUCCUUCGAGUAGGGUGGCACCGCGAACAUUUCCUUUCGCCUCUCCUCCAGCUCGUCGCCAAGGAUGCUGGCAAAUCUCUGCAGCUUGUGGAAUGCCCCGGUGGUACCGGCGAGAUGCAGGUCAAGCUCAAGAAUGGCGAAAUUGACGUGUGCAUUGCUCUUACGGAUGCCCUCAUUGCUGGCCUGGCGAACGGCAAGACGGACUACAAGCUCGUAGGACGUUACAUUUCCUCGCCGCUACGCUGGGCUAUUAUCACUGGAAAGGAUUCCAAGUACACUGAGGUGGACCAGCUCAAAGGCACGACAUUUGGCAUCUCGCGUCUCGGAUCUGGAUCGCAGGUUAUGGCUUCAGUACUCAGCCUGCAGCAGGGCUGGGGACCGGACGAGCAGCCCAAGUUCAAGGUCAACGGUCAAUUCAAGCCGCUUCGGGAUUCGGUCAAUGCUGGCGACACCUCUGUCUUCCUGUGGGAGUGGUUCACGACCAAGCCGUACGUGGACUCGGGUGAGGUCCGUUUUAUUGGCUCUGUAUACACCCCUUGGCCGUGCUGGUCCAUCGCAGCGGCGCCCGCCGCGGAUAAGGAGGCUGUCAAGACCUUCCUCGCAGAGUUGCAGCCACACGUCAUCGACUUCGACUCGGAGGCAAGCCGUGCUGGCCCUGCCAUUGAAUUCGUGGAGAAGACAUUUGGACAGCAGCGCGCGGACAUCGAGGAAUGGCUCAAGACGGUGAAAUGGGAGCACCGACUUGGUGAGGUCAGUGAGGCAGUAGUGCGCAAGACGCUGGGUAUGCUCCAAGAGGCGGGAGUCAUCCCGAAGGAGGGACAGCAGUGGGAUCUGGAGACAUUUGUCGACACCUCAGUCGCCAAGGUAGUGGAGUAGGCAUGCGCGACUCGUGCGAUGCAUCAGCCAUGCCCCUGGCCCGGCAGCUAUUUCUAGACGCAAGGGAAAGCGGCCGUCGUCGCUGGCGGCGAAGAACGGGUACCGGUGCGACUCGUCGAGGAGGUGAUGCGUGGGGCUAAUGCAACUGGGCAUCUGACCUGUGCGACCUGCGGUGUGGAAGAACUACGUUUCACGGCAACUUUAUACAGAUAGUCAGAUCGCUUUGCUCAUCAGUUACGAUCCUCACCAAUCUGAAGCCGCAUGCGAGACAAUGUAUCUACAACGGCUCAGAUACCUGGCUACACCUCAACGAUUCUUGUUUUCCGCCGAUC